This is a messenger RNA of Kluyveromyces marxianus DMKU3-1042, 648 nucleotides long. RefSeq names its product phosphoribosylglycinamide formyltransferase (gene ADE8). The record is from RefSeq and is a predicted model, not a curated record. Gene Ontology annotation, molecular function: phosphoribosylglycinamide formyltransferase activity. Lineage: Eukaryota; Fungi; Ascomycota; Saccharomycetes; Saccharomycetales; Saccharomycetaceae. The transcript has a single exon. The coding region runs from base 1 to 648 and encodes 215 amino acids. Gene Ontology annotation, biological process: 'de novo' IMP biosynthetic process. Gene Ontology annotation, cellular component: cytoplasm.
AUGCUACCUAAAGUUACAGUAUUGAUCUCUGGUUCAGGCUCGAACUUACAGGCCCUCAUAGAUGCAAAAAAAGAGGGACGUUUAAUUGUCGACAUUUGUAGAGUUAUUUCCAGUAGUAAGAAGGCUUAUGGGCUACAAAGAGCCUCUGAUAAUGGAAUUCCAACUACUGUAAAGUCAUUAUAUCCAUACACCAAGAAUUUGGCAAAAGAUGAUAAAGAAGCUCGCUCGGAGGCUAGAUCGAGAUUCGAAGCUGAUUUAGCGCAAGAAAUACUGAAGGACAGCCCUGAUCUAAUUGUUUGUGCUGGUUGGCUGUUAAUUCUUGGACCGACUUUCCUACAGAAACUAGAUGGAUUGCCUAUCAUAAACCUUCAUCCUGCAUUACCUGGUGCCUUUGAUGGUACCACACACGCCAUCGAAAUGGCAUGGAACAAAUGUCAAGAAGAUAAAAAGCCAUUGACUGCAGGUUGUAUGGUGCACUACGUUAUUGAAGAAGUCGAUAGAGGUUCUCCAUUGGUAAUCAAGGAACUUGAAAUUAUUCCAGGCCAAGAAACACUGGAAGAGUACGAGUCGAGGGUACACGCUGCAGAGCACGUUGCCAUCGUUGAGGCUACCAUCAAGGCAUUGAAGAAUGCUAAUAAAUUGCAGUAA